AUGGCGGAGAAUGAUGUGAGCGACGAGCGUGAACGAAUCAUCGGUAGUGCUAGAAGGAAAAGUCGGGUACGCAGAACAUCUUUUGUGGGUCUGAACAUUCUGAUGUGGCGAUUCUUCAAAGACUGUCGUGACGCCGGGAUCGUAUUGAAUGGAAAGUUGCUGAAGGAGCACGCCAUGAUGAUCUCACGCCAACUAGGGCUGGAAAACUUCAAAGGUUCUGAAGGAUGGCUGGAUGCGUUCAAGCGACGUCACCAAAUUGAUCUGAAGCUUAUGUCUGGUGUACCGGUGAAUUACGAAGAAACCGAUGAGGAUAGAAUGGAGGAUGAUCAUGACGACAGCCACAACGCAUCAAAGCAAUUCAACUUUCCACAGGUUCACAGUGAAGGAACAACAGCAGCUUUAUUGGAUUGUGUUGAGAAAGCGGUCGCUCCGCCAAAGGCAACUGCACCGCCUGUUGCCGUUGUCAGUAUUGCAAACACAAAGCCUCUUGAUUUGAAUAAUCUUUUUGGAAGCACUGAUAGUGCUAACACAGCUUGCCAAAACAGUACGUAUAUGGAUACGAUGCCGACUUCGCGAAUAUCACCUGCCAGAAUGCCUCAGCAAGCCUCUCCUGCACCACCAGCCUCAGAUGAGAAAAGUUAUAUUGCUGCCAUAGUAAAAAGCGCAGCGAUACGAGUAUAUGACAAAGAGCUUUCAUCUGCUCUUGAAACUGUACGGAGCUAUAUUCUCAGCAACGAUCCGUCAGUUAUGCCGAUGUUUUUGGAGCUGCAGAUGAAACUGGCUGUGGUUUCACGAGAGCAAAGCAGGUGGAUGAGGGAAGGAUAUGUAAACGGCGGAGAGCCCCAAUCUACUCAAAAGUUGAAUAUAUGA
This is a messenger RNA of Haemonchus placei, 870 nucleotides long. The record is from the annotation of a GenBank genome assembly. NCBI's taxonomy places the organism in Eukaryota, Metazoa, Nematoda, Chromadorea, Rhabditida, Trichostrongylidae.